Prorocentrum cordatum is the source of this 645-nucleotide messenger RNA. NCBI's taxonomy places the organism in Eukaryota, Dinophyceae, Prorocentrales, Prorocentraceae. The record is from the annotation of a GenBank genome assembly.
GAUGCCGGCAUGUUCGCCACGGAGCUCCCUGGCAAGGUGGUCGGGAUGGAGGGCAACCUGGUGGCCAUCUACCUCGUCCUCACCUUCGGGUGGAUCGGGAGCCCGGGGGAGUACAUGGCCUUCGGGACGGCCCUGAAGCAGUGCCAUGACCGCCACCGGCCGGCCGACCCAGGAUGGCACGACGACGUGCCCCACCAUUCGCGCCUCCUCAUGGGCGACGACGUCCUCAUCGAGCCCCUCCUGGGACGGCGCCCCUGGAUGGCCGCCAGGCUGGCCGAGGAGGGGGCCCGUAGAGUAUUCGGGCCUCUUGCGAUCAACGCGGAGAAGAAGGACGAGGAGCGAGAGUUCCGCGUGGACCAGAUCUGCUGGGGGGUCCACGUGAACACGGAGGAGGAGACCCUGCGGCUCCCCGAGGAGAAGGUCAACAAGAUCCGGAUCCUGCUGAGUGACCCCGCCUACGACGCGGGGAACGCCCAGGUAGCCCUGAAGGAUGUCCAGGUCCUCCGCGGCACCCUCAACUUCGCGGCCAUCACCUGCCCCCUCCUCCGCCCCGAGUUGGGGGCGGUAGACCGGCUCCUCCGCACUGCGGGCCCGGCUGGGGUUUGGGUCAAGAUCAAGCUUGGAUGGCCGACAGAGUUGUUGUAG